AUGCAACAAACUGAACAGGUCACGGUUAGGAUCCAUGCCAUUCCAAGGCCCACGUAUUUGGCCCAUCCAGCUUGGGAAUUUUUUUUGGGCCGAGGCGAGAGGCGAGAGGCGAGAGCCACCGGCCUCGUCGUCGGCGGCGGGCGGCGGCGGCGGCGCUGCGUGCGGGAGCGUCGAGCUGGGUGGCCGCUUUGCACGCCGUCGGUGGGGAUCGCUACUUCGCCGCCGUCUCGGCUCGUCGCCGGCUGCUUCUCCUACCGCUGCCUCUUCCGGCCACCGGUCGCCUGCGACGGUUUGCAGCAACGGCUGUAUGGGGAUCGUAAAAGCUUCAGCUUGCCGAUGUACUACGGUUGGAACAUGCAACCAAUCUGAAGGACUGCAAGUUGGAAUUGAACAAACCAAUCUGCGGAUUUCGCAGAUGGGUUCAGCCUUCAGAAACGUACGGUACAGCUGCUCCCGUUCGUCUCCAGCCCCGGUUUUUCUCCAUGUUCCUCCCUGACACAAUGGAUUAUCGAUUGUUCCUGCAAACUGUUGCUAGCUGCUGCCUGCAAUGCAAAUGCAGAACAGAACAUGCAGCUAGCUCACUGAAGAAGCAGCUGUGUAGGGUAACUCGUCUACUGCCGACCUCUCAAUGUGCCGACCUAAGAUGCAUGCCUGCCAGGUGGCGGUGUGUUUGUUUUUGUUUUUUUCUUGGCUACAAUCUUCUACUCCCUCCAUCCCAUAAUAUAAGUCCCAUAAUAUAAGGAAUUUUGAGUUUUUACUUGUACUGUUUGACCACUCGUCUUAUUAAAAAAAUUUGGAAUUAUUAUUUAUUUUUCUUGUGACUUACUUUAUUAUCCAAAGUACUUUAAGUACAACUUUUCGUUUUUUGUAUUUGCACAAAUUUUUUAAAUAAGACGAGUGGUCAAACGGUGCAAGCAAAAACUCAAAAUCCCUUAUAUUAUGGGAAGGAGGGAGUAGAAUUGUAAUCGUGUACUACCUCCGUCUCUGAAUAAGUCAUUUUAGUACAUGACUUUAACUUGAUAGGCAUCUAUCUAGAUUCGUGGUAUUAGGAUAUAACUUGUAUUAGAUUAAUUUAUUCUGAGACAGAUGUAGUAAUUUUUCAUGUUAUAUGCUAACUUCGCGCUGUCUUA
Molecule: messenger RNA, 1130 nt
Organism: Oryza sativa Japonica Group (Japanese rice)
Lineage: Eukaryota; Viridiplantae; Streptophyta; Magnoliopsida; Poales; Poaceae
Source: RefSeq, a predicted model, not a curated record